Nilaparvata lugens (brown planthopper) is the source of this 5378-nucleotide messenger RNA. RefSeq lists its product as uncharacterized. The coding region runs from base 263 to 1426 and encodes 387 amino acids. The record is from RefSeq and is a predicted model, not a curated record. The transcript has 7 exons. Gene Ontology annotation, molecular function: protein binding. Lineage: Eukaryota; Metazoa; Arthropoda; Insecta; Hemiptera; Delphacidae.
AAAAUGAAGAGGAUAACCCAAGUUUCGUAGCAGAAUCGAAAAAAAAAUCCAAGUAAUCAUAUUCAGGUGGAAUUUCAAGUUGCAUGAAAAAAUAUCGAAGUUCGACUAUCAAUAUCGAAAUGAAGGUGAAAUAUCGAUCAUCAUAGCAUCAGAUUGGUGGGAGAAAAUAGGAAAAAUUUCCCUCUUUUGAAAAUGACAACACAAGUGAUGGAUCACUAGAAUAGUUUGGAGGGAAAUUGCGGGGCCAGGAGGGAAAUUUAGUAUGGUGAUGUUGGUAACGCUGUUCUUCAUACAAGGUGCUGGACUAGUGGGUUCAAUGCCCUCUAUAGGCUCACCAGAAAACAUCACAAUAAUGUUCCUAAGUCCCACUUCAGUGAAGGUGUCCUGGACCACUUCCAUUGACCUUGUGGAGAAGUAUGACGUCACCUACAAACCAACAGAUGCCAGAGUGGUGGCAGUGGUGGCUGGCAAUUCGGACUCGGUCACCCUCAGUGGUCUCCUAGCUGACACCCAGUAUCAGGUGACCGUCACGGCUGUGAGGUCGGGCAAGAAGUACAGGAGUCGACCGAUUGUGUUCAGGACUUUGGAAGCAAUAAGGCCACCAGAGGUGCUAAUAACAGGAAGCCCUCCAGGAGUGAAACCCCUGGGUAGCAGUUCAACUAGUAGAGCAAACAAUAUACCCAACAAUCCUAACAUGCCUCCCACUUAUAUACAGGUGCGAGGUAUAGAAGUGGGCAUAGUUGUCCUAGUGCUGAUGGUAUGGGUGGGCGCCAUCAUUUUAUUUUUCAACAGAUGGGGCAAAAUCCGGAUGUUGCUCCCCUAUCAGCCUGACUACAAAGACACCCAGCUUAAGGUGCCAGGCACGGGUGCUUGUAGUGCCACAGCCACAUGUCAGAACCAGGGCGCUAGUGGGUUCUGUUGUUCACAGGCACCUGAAAAUAGUAGAGGCGAUGAAUGCCACCUACACCGCUCCCAACCACACCGUGGUGAUGACUAUGACUGGCGUUCCCGCUCUGCCUAUGCCAUGAUGCCACCACGUUCCCGCAUCAACUCAGCCAUCUACAUCAGUGCACAAUACCGCAGCGAGUGUGAACCACUCUUUGGCAGCCAGGAACACAUGGGCACUUCCAACUUCCAAAUUAUCCGCAAAGCACGAUCAGCUGAUCAGCUGACUACCACAAAACAGCUGAUUGGUCACAGGGACGAGAAUGAGCUGAUUUCUUCCACAAAACAGCUGAUCAGUGAUGAUACACAAAUGGCGCCCAACAUGGGACCAAAUCAGCUGAUCAAUUCGAAGUGUUUUAGUGCAAACUGUAACAAUAGUUGUGAUUCUGAUGGUGACUUGCCAGUUAGCAAUAAUUUGGAAUUGCCAAUUUUGUCAGUGUCAGUAGCAUCUGAUCGGCCCUUUGUUGAACAAUAUUUGUGAGAAGAGGAAAACUGCUGUUAGGUUAGGAUAGGUUGAAAAUAAUUGCUAUUUGAGAAAUAUGUUACUUGUUGGGAGAAUACAGAAGGUUGUAAAAAUAAUAUUAAGGGUUGAGAGAGUUUAUAAAGUUGUUACGAUCUUCAAGGAAUCAUUAUUAUCAAAUGAUUCUUGUGAGAGAAGUUUUAGUUUUUGUUGGGCUUGGUUGAAAGUGAUGACUUUUUAAGAAAAAUUAUAGUUCUGGAAUUCUAUGAGGUUGUAAAGUGUAUGGAGUUGAUUGCUGAAAACACUAUAGAAAAACUAUAAUAGUUCUAGGUUUUUAAAAUGAAAUUUAUGUCCAAAUGUACUAUAUAUAAUGACUAUAUAUGAAAACUUGUUUUGAGAUGCAGUAAAAAUGGAUGAAAAAUGAUAGAAAAUAGAUUAUCCAUCAUUGUUGAACAUUUGUGAAAAAAAGAAUACUGUUAUUGGAUUAGAUUGAAUACUUAUUAAAUGACUCAAUAUUCAGAGAGAUUUAUUGAAGAUGUUUAUAGAAAUGUUUGAAAUUGUCAAGACAUUCAGCAUUUUCUUUAAUCAGGGAGGGUUGUGAAGAUAGUGAAACUUUUGAGUAGAAACAGGAACAUUUAAAAAGGUGUACAAGAUGAACUAAGGUGUUGAGUUUCAAAAUAUAUUGUAAAUGACCACUGCAUCUGAAAAAGGUUUAUUAAAUUCAAAGAUUAAAUUUUAAAAAUUUGAAAACUUGAUGCUGUACUAUGAAGGUCUGGUGUCUAAUUGAAGCAACACAUUGAUAUAUUAUAAAAUACAUGAAAGUUUUCGAUCAAAAGGUCACAAAAUUGAAUUUGAUGGUGAUAAAGUUUGUAAUAUCUAGAAAUAUUUGAUAAUAUGGUGCAAAUUGUAUAUUAUUAUAUGAAAUACUGAUCAAUGUUCAGUAGAAAAUAUUCUUUGAAAGCUGAAAAAUUGGUAGAAUUACAAUGUGUCAAUUCUAAUUGUUAUUGGAGAGAAGCUUAUAGUAAUAAAAGCUCAAAACAAAUAUUAUAUACUUAUAUUUGAUGUUGUGAUGUGUAAACUUAUAUUCUAAAAGGCAUAUUUUUCAUUAUGGUUAAUUGUCUACAUUUGAGAUCACAUUUUGACUCUUGAACAAAUUCUAGAAGGAAAUUCCUCCAUAAAUAGUUCUGUGAAUAAAUAAUUUGAUUUCCGAUUAUGUGUUUCAUUCAUUCCAUGAUGUGGAAUUUGAAAGGAAUCAGGAUCAUACUCAUGAAAAAUCUUUCAUCUAUUUUAGGGAUGUCAAUCCCGGUAUUUCGGGACUAUCCAAUAUCAAUCCCAGGAUCCCGGGACUGAUCCCGGGAUUGGCAAAAAUCAGUUUAAUGCAUUUUUAACCAAUUGUUCCUCCUCAAUUACAUGUUCAGUAACAGUGUGUGGAGAUGAAAAAGGGUCCAUUAAAGAGGGAGAGGCUAUUAUUAAAAUAAAAAAAUAUAGUUGGGAAUAAUAUUUAAAUUGAACAUUCUAUUUUUAUAAUUUUUUUCAAGAUUAUAGGAGUAGCUGUUUUAUUCCAUGUCCUACCUUAAAUUUGCUGUAUCCUAGAUGAUAGUGAGAACUGAGGAAAGCAAGAUAACUCAUCAGAAUCUUUUUUAUGUAGACAAAAGCAUUUCUAUCCUACAUCAGGACGGGAUAGAGCUCACACUUUAAUUAUGUCAAAUACUGUAAAGUGAAUUAAUAUCACUUGAAUUGAUAAUAUUAAUAAUAAAAUAGAAUACUUUCUGUAAGACCGUAAUGCCAUACCGACCAAACAAUGCAAAAGCUGAACCACUACACUAAUAAAUGAAAUUUCGUAGAGCAACUAUAAUAUUUACUUCAACUAUAUAUUCUACUUAUAAUAGAGAAAGAGAAGAGGAGAGGAAUAAUUAGACAGAGAGUGAAUUGUUAGUGCUUUUUUAUUUCUGAUUUCUGAAGUCUUUUCAAAGUUCGGAAUGCAUUUCAAGGAAAUGCCAUCAGCACUAUUGCAAAUAUUGCGCUGUCUAGACUGGUAAUUGUGGUGCUGUGUAAACAGAAACAAACGUAGAGGCAUAACAACCAAUCAACAACCAUUCUGCCAAUUAUGCGAACUAAUAAUGCGAAUUCUAUUAAGCCAGUUAAGAGUAGGCUACAGUAUACAAUCAUUAUUAUGUAUAUGCAACUGUAGACUGUGCCUGUAAACUAAAUUAGUUAAACACUUAGAACAAUAAAUUAGUUAUAGAAACUCAUAUUCAUCACCAUGAAUAAAUUCCAUAUUGAAUUGUUUUUGGAAAAAUAUGAUUCACAACUUCAGGUUUUUAAUCCCGAAAAUCCCGGGAUUGACGCUGAAAAAUCCCGGGAUUGUUAGGUAUUAAAAAUGGACCGGGAUCCCGGGAUUCGGGAUCCCGGGAUUGACAUCCCUAAUCUAUUCCAAUAGGACCACUUAGUAUAUCUUUAUAGUAGAAUACUUUUAUUAUUCUUGAAGAAAUUACUGGUUUUGCCUAUUAUUUGUAGAAAUUUCAAUUCAAAUCUUGCACACUUCAGAAUGGCAUGACUACUCAAAUAUUUUUUAGUCAUGGUUGGUUUUUUAAAAAAGGAAAAUAGGUUUAUAGUUAAUAUAUACUGAUAUAGUUGAUGGAAUCUAGAAAAAAUCAAUUGUAUCGUCAGCACCAAAAUUUGAUGUGAACAAACCUCUACUCUGAGCAAAAAUGUAGACAAUUAACCACACUUACUGGACAACCUUUGUAAGUAGAGAAAUCAAUCAAUCUCCAAUUACUAUAAUAUUCUAAUAUACUACUCUACUAGUUGUGAUAAAGAUGGAGCAAUAACUAUUUCUAACUAAAAUCAAAACUAAGAUGUAAUUCCAUCCAAAUAUUUUUUUCAAAAAUGAAAUAUACUUGAAAAAAUUUAGGAAAUUGAAAUUUAUUAGGAAUCUAUGAAGAGUCCAAUCUUAUCAAAAAUCACCCUAUAGUGCUCUUAUACCUACCUACUCUAGUAAUUAUUAUAAACUGUUCAUAAUUUAUACAUCAUCAAUUUCAUGAAGUCAUAAUUAAGUAAUAUAUCACUUAUCAAUUCCAAUCAUUUUCAAAUUCAAUCAAAAACAUCUAGUUGUACUGUAAUUUUUGCAAUUUUCAAACUUAUUUAUUGUCUUAUUUGCCUUUAUGGAAACCAUCCAAGUUCCAUUAAAAAUAUCACCCUGUAUUUUUAAGUUUCAAUUUUUUUAAACUUAUCUAAUAUGUUAAAAUUUAUUUUGAAUUUGUAAAUUGUUAUAUCUCUCACAUAUCACAGUAUAGCCUUAUUCAUCCAUCAAAAACAGACCAAUAAUGUUGUAUUAUACAAAAAUUAUCAAUAAUUUAUAUCACUCAUUUAAUUUUUGUAUAAAUAAUAAAUUUAGAACAUAUAAGUUUAGAUUUUUUACUUCUAUAUUAUUGUUCUGCUACUGUUAUCUUUAUUGUUGAUUAUUUGUAUAUUGUAAUUACUUGUAUAGAACUUGUUAAUUAAUUUUUCUAGUAAUAUUUUUCAAAGACUUGAGGUCAGUUGUGAGGAGCUCAAUUAAAUUUAACCACUGUUGAAUGAUGCCGGAUUCUUGUUCAUUGUUUCUUCUUCAAUUUCAUUUCAAAUCAUUUUACAGUGGUUAAAUUUGAUUUAUUUAUGUGUUGAUGACCAUUAUACUGUUCUGAGUUAUAUCAUUGAACUUUUGUUCAACUGAAUGUUAUAAAAUCACUUUUAUGCUGUUAUUUUUUUUUUGCAUAAAUGGAUGUUAUACUGUUGUCUAUUAAUUAUGAUUUAUGAAACAUAAAUGAAUGAUUUUGAUGUCUCUUUAUAUAGUUAAAUUAAAUGAUUAUGGAACAAUAUUGUAAGCCAUCCAGAAAAUCAAACUCAGGACCAAUAUUAGAAGUUGAAAAAUAUAAGAACUUAUAUCUCAUAUAUGUUUUACACACAUUCCAUGAGUUGUUAUAUUAUUGAGUUC